Messenger RNA from Penicillium griseofulvum, 1431 nucleotides. RefSeq lists its product as uncharacterized. Bases 1 to 1431 code for a protein of 476 amino acids. The record is from RefSeq and is a predicted model, not a curated record. The transcript has 2 exons. NCBI's taxonomy places the organism in Eukaryota, Fungi, Ascomycota, Eurotiomycetes, Eurotiales, Aspergillaceae.
AUGCCUUUUCCGGCAACUCCAUCACCAUUCCGCCUCCCCCGCAAACCAUCCACGCGCCGCAGUGGCCCUCAAUUCGCCCCCACACCUCGAUUUCUGUUGUCACAAAGUGCAACACAGAAGGGAGAUGGUGAUAUCGAUGUGAUAGAUGACGAUGAUUCAUCUUCAACGCGUAAAGUCGCGCAAAACUCGCCUGCUACCCAGAGUGCCACCCGCUCGCGACAACGUGACGUGAUCGAGGACUCGGAUGAUGCCGCAGAUAUAAAAAACAUACGAAUUGGAGCAGGAGAUGUGGAUGAGAUACCAGAUGAUGCCAUAGACAGCACUCCUCCCGAAGACCCAGAGACUCCAGGCAUUCUUGACGCUGAGUUCGACGCACUAUUUGCGCCGGUCAGAGAUGGGAAUAAACGACGGCGUGUGGAGGUAGCGACGCCUGUCAGUCGAAGUAAUCUAACACAGCUUGAUCCAAUACUGUCAUCACCACCCCAAACUGCGAACCCUCCGUCCGAUGCCCUCGAUUUGCCCGAUCAAAGCAGACAAAGCACUGCGACAUGGGAUAAGGGUACCCAGAGAACUCCUGCACCAUGUGCACGUCCAUUUGCAGCAGUUGCAUCAACAUCGGGAAAUAUAAAAACACCGUUUCGCAGUCGUCCUCGGUUUAUGCUUUCCUCGACGGCGAAGCCUCCCAGCAGCCAGUCCACACCCAAAUUCAAACCCGACACUCCGGGCAUAUCACCGCCUGAGAGACGGAAACCGGCUUUUGUUUUCCCUCGCUCCCCGUCGCCGAAUCCGGAUGCAGAAGAUAUCCCUGCACCAUUCUCUCCCUCCUCACGCACACUUCGUCGUCGUGGUCGGAACCGAGCUGGUGCGUCCAAUUAUAUUCCUGGUGGAAUGGCCGCUGAGGUACGCGGCUGGAUCUUGGAGAUGGGGGCGAAACGUGACCAGUUCCAGAAACCACCCUUGGUUCAAGCUCCAGACCCCCAGGCGGCAGAUGCUUCGCUGGAAAAGUUGAAGAUGUAUUUCCUAACUGCGCGUGUCAUCGAUGUCAGCCACUCAACUCUGAGCGGGUGUGGCUCCCUCGCCUUCCUUCAAGCAGAAGUGCUUAGUGGGAAUCAUGUGCAGCAGGAAAAUCCGGAUGCGACAUUCAAUAUCAUGAUUAUGGGACCUUCGCGAUCUAAGUACGCUGUUCGUCCAGUUCCCUCGCAUUCUGAUGCCACCGUGACACCCUAUCUGCGGAAAGGGGAUAUAGUGGGGAUUCACAGAGGGCUCAACUGGAACUUGGAGCUUGGGACUCACUUUCCUGAACAUCGAACACCUGGUCGAGUAUCUAACCAAGUAUCACAGUGUGGUCCAUCUGAAAAUGGUGAACAUCCAGAGGCAAAAGAGGGCUGGCUCAUAGCCAUGGAAUGGGACCUUAUAGAAACAGCUCCAUGA